AUGAUCAGCUUCUCAUAUCUUCUGACAGCCUUACUCCCGGUAGUAGGCGCCGCUUCUGUUAGCUGUCCUCCAUCCAAUGCACCGACCGUGAAGGUCAAAAACGGCACCGUGGUGGGCAAAUACAAUGCUCACUACCAGCAAGACUUGUUCCUGGGGAUUCCCUACGCCAAGCCCCCUAUUCAAGACCUUCGAUUCACUCGUCCACAGCAUCUGACCAAAAAGUGGACUGGUCCCAAGCAGGCAACAGAAUAUGGGCCAUACUGCUAUGGGUUUAAUGUCGGCUUGGUUGGAUAUGAUACAAAUACCACCAACCCUUCGAGCGAAGACUGUCUUACCAUAAACGUGGUGCGACCCCAUAAUUACCAUCAUGAAUGGGCUACUAAGGGCCUCCCAGUACUUGUCUGGGUAUACGGAGGUGGAUUUCAAGAAGGCGGCAGUGCGGACACCCGAUAUAACAUGUCACGCCUUGUUGAAAUGUCUACCGAGAUGGGCAAACCUAUUAUCGGAGUUAGCUUCAACUAUCGCAGGAAUGCAUUUGGGUUUAUUUCUGGAGAGCCGUUUAAUAGCAUCGGAGCCACAAACUUGGGUCUCCACGAUCAGCGGCUCGCGCUCCAGUGGAUUCAGGAAAACAUUGCAUUUUUUGGAGGUGAUCCUAGCAGAGUCACUCUCCAAGGAGAAUCGGCCGGAGCCUUGUCAAUAUCCCUUAACAUGUUGGUACACAAGGGUCGCGACGAGGGUCUAUUUCAGCGGGCAAUUCUUGAGAGCGGCACGCCAUUGUUCGCUCACAGCUUCCCAACUGUGGCAGACCAGAAGGAGAUAUUAGGCAUGUUUUUAAACAAAACGGAAUGUUCAAGUUCUAAAGACAUCGUCUCAUGUCUGCGAAAAAUUCCCGCCGAGGACUUCAUCAAAGCAGCAACAGGCAUAUUCUGGCAUCCAAUCAUCGACAACGAUCUGCUAUCGCAGUUAUCGUCUGAGUCUAUAAAGCGUGGCGACUUCCUCAAGAUCCCGGUACUCAUCGGUACCAACACCAACGAAGGAUCUACUUUCCUGGAAAUGUUUAGUCAAGGCUCUCCAGUAAAUACUUUCGAUGAUGUGUCCAGGGUGCUCUUGACAAGUGUGUUUCCGCACCAACUUCCCAACGGUACUAUCGCUCGACUCCAUGAACUAUACUCCGACGUGAUGAAGAAUCCCUCCGAAGCAAAGCUGGGUACCGUACUUCCCAAUCCUGGUCCAGCCUACGGGAAACUUCAUGGAGAGCUGUCUUUGCUUGUUGGAGACUCAUUGUUCAAUGCUGGCCGGCGUGUGACUUGCCAGGCCUGGGCACAGCGAAACAUACCGGCUUACAGCUUCCGCUUUGAUACAAACCCAGCUGGUCUGUCUCCAGAAGUCUACGGUGCUGCACACUUUCAAGAGGUUCCAUUCGUGUUUGACAACAUAAAUGGCGAGGGAUAUGAUGUCAAUCCGUUUGAUGUCAAUAACCAGUCUUUGAAGAGAAAGUACCUGGAUCUCGCGCAGCUUAUGAGUAGAAUGUGGCUGAGCUUUGUCCAAACCGGGGACCCUAAUAACCAUGGAGUCCAUGGAUUCAACUUACGUUGGCCGAAAUACGAUCUAGAUUCUCCGGUCAACAUUGUUUUUAACGCAACUAAAGGUAUAACUCUAGAGAAGGACACCUACCGCGCCAAGGCUAUGAACUACAUCUGGGAAUCAGCUGCUAUAUUUCACAGAUAG
This is a messenger RNA of Trichoderma breve, 1728 nucleotides long. RefSeq names its product carboxylesterase family domain-containing protein. Bases 1 to 1728 code for a protein of 575 amino acids. The transcript is spliced from 2 exons. NCBI's taxonomy places the organism in Eukaryota, Fungi, Ascomycota, Sordariomycetes, Hypocreales, Hypocreaceae. Gene Ontology annotation, molecular function: carboxylic ester hydrolase activity. The record is from RefSeq and is a predicted model, not a curated record.